Molecule: messenger RNA, 753 nt
Organism: Knipowitschia caucasica
Lineage: Eukaryota; Metazoa; Chordata; Actinopteri; Gobiiformes; Gobiidae
Source: the annotation of a GenBank genome assembly
AUGUGGAUCGAAGCAUUCACACAAUGCCAGCGGGUGGCCUCCAAGGGUCCUCGCUCAUUGUUUGAAGGAGCUGCCAAACUGCCCCGCCAGGUGGCCGUCACUAUUCCACCACACUCAGAGAUGGUGGUUUGGACCUGCGUAACUAAUAAUGCGCCGGGGAAUCCAUGUACGGUGCUGGUGGAACCCCUACCUGGUAGUGAUAAUGAGUGGUGUAUUGGGUGCACUCUGGCCACCUUAAGUGGAGGCAGAGUCCCCUGUCGAGUAUGCAACCCAAAUCCCUAUCCUGUGGAGGUCCCCCAACGGGUACCCCUAGCCCGGGUUACAGAGGUGGAAACUGAUGACAUUCAAGGGGAACAGGAACUAGUUUUCAGCCAGGUGGAGCCUGAUGUGGUAGAAGUAGCGGUGAGGCGUGUGGGGAUUUCUGCAGAAGCUGAUGAGAAUCUUCACCCAAUAUUGUCCUUACAGGGGGAUGGCCUUACGGAGGAACAGCAGCAACAAAUGAACAAUCUACUUCGGAAAUGGAGCGGCAUCUUCUCCCAGCAUGAGGACGAUUUCGGUCGCACCAACAUAGUAAGACACCAGAUCCCCACAGGUGCCGGGAAGAGGGAUGCAUUGGCCCCUCUGUCUUUCAGGUUCUUGUCCCGCAUCAACGGAGAAUGGAGGUAUGGAAGGCGUACCAUGGAGAGAUGGGGCAUCCCGGUGGCGACCGGACCGCAUCCAUCAUCAGGGAACGCUGUUACUGGCCGGGGAUGA